AUGGCUGUCCCAGAUGCCAGUGCUCCAUCGGAAAACUUGACCUGGGCGGAAGGAGAGAUUUCUCAACACGACGUCCGUAUGAUUAUUGGAGGGACUGACACCCCCCAAGGGCCCAUAUUCAAGCGGACGAGAAAAUCCACCACAGAAGAGGGGCCGACCCGAAACCGCGUGUCCGAAGACACCCUUGCAUUCAGCGAAGAGGAUCUCAAGGCCAUGACAGAACCGCACAAUGACGCAUUGGUAAUCUCGUUUCUUUCAAACAACACUAAGAUAAAACGUGUGCUCGUGGACCCAGGCAGUUCGGCCGACAUAAUCAGAUCGGAGGUGGUAGGACGAUUGGGGUUGCUCGAUCGAGUUACUCCCAUCUCUCGAAUCCUCCAUGGAUUUAACAUGAUCGGCGAGGUAAAGAAAGGAGAGGUGACCCUCACGAUCGACACGUCCGGCGCAGUUCAAAACACCAAAUUCCAAGUCAUCGAUUGCGACAAGAGGUACAAUGCAUUGCUCGGCAGGCCUUGGAUACACAGCAUGAGGGCUGUACCAUCAACCCUCACCAGAUGA
Molecule: messenger RNA, 558 nt
Organism: Nicotiana attenuata
Lineage: Eukaryota; Viridiplantae; Streptophyta; Magnoliopsida; Solanales; Solanaceae
Exons: 1
Coding region: 1-558 (185 amino acids)
Source: RefSeq, a predicted model, not a curated record